Messenger RNA from Podospora bellae-mahoneyi, 489 nucleotides. RefSeq lists its product as uncharacterized. The record is from RefSeq and is a predicted model, not a curated record. The coding region runs from base 1 to 489 and encodes 162 amino acids. Lineage: Eukaryota; Fungi; Ascomycota; Sordariomycetes; Sordariales; Podosporaceae. The transcript has 3 exons.
AUGCGUCUCUCCACCCUCCUCCUCGCUUCCCUAACCGGCCUAGCCAACGCAAACUUCGACCUCUACCUAGGCACCGAACUCUAUGCCUUGGAUCCCACCAGCAACAUCUUCCGCGGCUGGUACAUCUUCGACAACGACCCCAGCGCCAACGACGUCUUCGCCCACGGCCUCUACAUCUCCAAAGACGACGUCUCAGGCAGAACGAUCGGCGUGCGAUGUGCCGGCAGCGGCUGUCUCGGCGGUGCCGCCACUGACAUCAACGUCCUCGAGAUGCAUUUCAGCAACAAUCCCCUUUACCACUGGACCAUCUACAAAGACAGAGGUCACCCCUACAAAAUGUACGGCCUCGACGGCAGAACCUACGGGGAGUGUAUCCUCUUUCCCGGCGUCGACUUCCACCAUACGAGGGGCUUGCAGACCCGGAGCGCCGUCCGCAAGUUUCGCUGUUUGACGCAGUUUACUGCUGCGCAGAUCAAGGCUGCAGCAUAG